UGGCAAUAAGACUGAUCCAAGACGACAAUGUCAUUCAAGGGUUAAUUGAAUUCAACCCAAGGAACCGAUCACGGUACGUUGAAAAUGGAGAACACGGUGAUUCUGAAAGAGUGGUUCGAGCGAGUUGACUCGGAGAAAACUGGAAGCAUCACAGCAGCUCAGCUCAAGAGAGCUCUUGCCGUUGGAAACCUAGAAUUCCCUAUCUCAGUUGUUCAGCAAAUGAUCAGGAUGUACGACUUUGACAGGAAUGGAACUAUGAGUAUCGAAGAAUUUGUUGCACUUAACAAGUUUCUUCUUAAGGUUCAACAUGCCUUCGCUGACUUGGAGAGGGGUCGUGGAUUCCUUGUUCCUGAUGAUGUGUAUGAGGCAUUGGUGAAAAUUGGAUUCUCCCUUGACUCACCUUCAUUUUAUACUGUCUGUGAGAGUUUUGAUCAAAAGAAGAAUGGAAGAUUCCGGCUUGAUGAUUUCAUAUCUCUUUGUAUAUUUAUACAGUCUGCACGGAACCUGUUUAAUUCAUUUGAUACAAGCAAGCAAGGCAGGGUGACUCUUGACCUCAACCAGUUUAUAUACUGCACUGCCAAUUGUAGAAUAUGAAAUCAAAUUGUGUAUCGAAGGUGAGAAUGACGUUCCUCCAGAGAUGUUGUAAAAUGAGUGUAGAUUGGCAGAAUUAUUUCAUAUUUGAUUGGUUAGCAGGACACUGUUUCUUUGCUGUCAAAUAUAUGCCAUCACCUCUCCUUCUUCAUCUUAGAAUAUUUUGAGUAUUUUGGUGGUGUAGUGGCUUGAAAAUUGCUGUUAAAUUUGAUGUUUGAUUUAUAGUUGAUAUGCAAUGGUUGGUUAAAAUUUUAUUACACA
Molecule: messenger RNA, 852 nt
Organism: Cornus florida
Lineage: Eukaryota; Viridiplantae; Streptophyta; Magnoliopsida; Cornales; Cornaceae
Exons: 10
Coding region: 85-594 (169 amino acids)
Molecular function (GO): calcium ion binding
Source: RefSeq, a predicted model, not a curated record